Messenger RNA from Lasiosphaeria miniovina, 1457 nucleotides. Its product is annotated as GRASP55/65 PDZ-like domain-containing protein. The record is from RefSeq and is a predicted model, not a curated record. Lineage: Eukaryota; Fungi; Ascomycota; Sordariomycetes; Sordariales; Lasiosphaeriaceae. The transcript is spliced from 2 exons. Gene Ontology annotation, biological process: Golgi organization. Gene Ontology annotation, cellular component: Golgi apparatus. Gene Ontology annotation, molecular function: protein binding. Bases 164 to 1303 code for a protein of 379 amino acids.
CCCACGUUACCAGCGUACCGUACGGCAGCACAGCUACCCCAGGCACUGUACUAGCACUCGUAGCUCCUUCGUCAAUGUUGUGCCAUACGUCUAUUAACAGCGCUCGACGACAACAACCUUCAAACAGCCAACACCACCACCGCCUCGCCAUCCGAGUACGACCAUGUUCAACGCACUCAACCGAUUCAUUUCGCGGCUGGACGGUGACGCCCCGUCGUCGGCGUCAGCCAAGGAGAACCAACAUGGCGCAUUCGGGUUUCAGGUGCUCCGCAACGAGAGCCUGCAGCUGGCCGUCGAGCCGUGGUUCGACUUUGUCGUGGGCAUCAACGGGCGCAUAAUUGACGACUCGGACCCACGACUGUUCGCCCAAGAGGUGCGCAACUGCGCGGGCGGGGCCGUGAUGCUAGGGCUCUGGAGCGCGAAAGGCCAGCGCACGCGGGCGCUGCACGUGGCGGUGCCGGCGGACACGGGGUCGCUGGGGCUGACGCUGCAGUGGACGCCGCUGGCGGUCGUGUCCAAUGUCUGGCACGUGCUGGACGUGCCGGCCGGGUCGCCGGCCGACGCCGCCGGCCUGCUGCCCUACAGUGACUACAUCCUGGGCACCCCCGAGGGCGUGCUGCACGGCGAGGGCGGGCUCAGCGAGCUGGUCGAGGACCACAUCGGCCGCCCCCUGCGCCUGUACGUUUACAACAACGAGUACAACGUAACGCGCGAGGUCACCAUCCAGCCCUCGCGCGACUGGGGCGGCCAGGGCGCCCUCGGCUGUGUCCUCGGCUACGGCGCCCUGCACCGCCUGCCCGCCCCCCUCAGCGAGCCUGUCCACCUGCCCGGGGAGACUCUGUUCGACGGCGGCGACUCGGUCGACGCGGCGGCUACUACCACGGGCGCCCCGGCCGGCCAGUUCGUCGCGCCCGACGCGCCGUCCACGUUUAGCGCCGGAGGCAGUGUCCUGGCGCCACCCCCCCCCUUCUCGUCUGGCGGCGACUUUAUCGUGCCGGCCAACCUGGUAGGCAGCACAUCACCACCGCCACCUUCUGGAGCGGCCGCAUUUGGGGGUCCACCGCGGAGCGGUAGGAAAAAGGACAGGCACGCCCACCAGAGCCCGAACCUGCUGAUGGACGACUACUUCAAGGAGCAGGAGAAGAAGAGUCGGGAGCUGGACAAUGUGCCGAGUAGGCAGGCGUCUCCAUUACCGCCGCCGCCAAAGACCGGGGGGCCGCCCAGGGCAGGGCCGCCGCCGAGAGGUGGAAAUGUCAACACACCGCCCCUGCCGCUAGCAGCAUCAGAUGGAAGCGAGGAUUAGGAACGGGAGGAGAGCUAUAGACCUUGAAUCUUUUUUCUUUCGUUCUCGUUGCCCCUAUCAUGACUACGAAAGAAAAGAAAUGCCCUAUUUAGAAAGCUCCAGCAGGGCCUCCUUGUUUUUUUUUUGGUAUUGUACAAUUAUAAUGUGUGAUAAG